This is a messenger RNA of Rhizopus microsporus ATCC 52813, 942 nucleotides long. RefSeq names its product aldolase. The transcript is spliced from 2 exons. Gene Ontology annotation, molecular function: 4-hydroxy-tetrahydrodipicolinate synthase activity. Lineage: Eukaryota; Fungi; Mucoromycota; Mucoromycetes; Mucorales; Rhizopodaceae. The coding region runs from base 1 to 942 and encodes 313 amino acids. The record is from RefSeq and is a predicted model, not a curated record.
AUGGCUUCAUCCCUUCGCGGUAUCUUUGUUCCUAUUCCUACAUUUUUUAAAGAAAACGAGGAUUUAGAUUUAUAUUCUCUUGACCUUCAUAUUCAAUACUUGUCUAAAAGUGGUGUUGCUGGUAUUGUCGUUUUAGGUUCUAUGGGUGAGGCAGUGAGUCUAUCAGACGAAGAAAGGGAUCAAGUUAUCAAGCAAGUUGUGACAUCAGUCAAGAAAUAUAAUCCAAGCCUUGUCAUCAUUGCAGGAACAUCAUCUCAGAGUGCAAGAAACGUCAUUUCUUAUACUAGACAAGCAGCAGCCGCUGGUGCUCAAUAUUGUCUGAUUUUGCCUCCUUCUUUUUACCGUGGUUCGAUUACAGACGAUGCGUUGGUUGCUUUUUAUACAGCAGUAGCGGAUCAAUCACCAUUACCAAUCAUUAUCUAUAAUUACCCAGGUGUCUGUCAGGGCAUAGAUGUCAGUACCAAGGUGCUUGUUCAACUAUCCAAACAUAAAAAUAUUAUUGGCUUAAAGGGAACAGAUGCAAAUGUAGGAAAAAUGGCAGACUUGGUUCAAAAAACAGAUCCAAAAGAAUUUGCAUUGUUAGCGGGUUCUGUCGAUUUUUUCUUGCCAGAGCUUUUAAUAGGUGCAGUAGGAUUAAUACCAGGCGCUGGUAACGUAUUCCCUGCAUUGUGUGCUGAAGUUCAACGGCUAUAUGACAAUAAACAAUACGACGAGGCAGCUCGACUCCAACGACAACUUGUAGAGGCUGACGAUGCUCUCUGUCGAUGGUAUGGUGUUCCAGGCGCCAAGAGUUAUAUAUUCAGAAAGUUUGGUUACGGGCGAGGCAUCUGUCGUAAUCCACUUCAAAGGGUUACAGAAGACCAAGCUGUAAAGAUCGAACAAGCAGUUGAUCCUGUGGUCUCUCUUGAAGAGAAUCUUAAAUCUAAUUGGACAAACAAAUAA